GUGUGAAGGGUGAAUGGUUGUGCGGGGAGGAGACGCAGUCAGAGGGGAGGAGUUUGCAAGGCUGUUAAUUCCCUUAUAAGAACGAUGGUGUUUGCACUGGGUUCUGGAAGAACUCACUGGGCGUCUCGGGGUCGUGUGAACGUGCCGCACAGCAGCAGUAGCAGCAGCAGCAGCGUCUCGCUACGGGUUACUUGCCCCGGCAGCCUUGUGUGUGGCCUAUACGGGACACAAGGUUGUCUGGUUGUUGUUCCAUACGGCAGAAGAUCGAUUAAAGAACAAGAAAAUAGAGCGCGUGUCGAGUUUGUACUUUAGCGUUAAACAUUACCAGCAUCUUAUUCGCCUCUCCCCCCCCCCCGCUCUCUUCACCAAGCGUUCGUUUCGUCAGCCGGCGGCAGCAUUGCAAUGGAUGCUAUCGAAAUUGUAUCAAAGGUCUUCUCGGUAGCAGAGGAGCUGUACAAAACAUUCCAGCAAGUAAAGUCCAACAGAUACCAAUGUCAGAGGUUGGUGGACAGGGUGAAGAUGGUCAUAGACUACCUCCAAAGGAAGGAGAAGGCCGAGCAUGUGGCCUCGUCUGAGGGCGCCUCCAGCAAAUCCAGACACCCUGACAAGAUGCCCUGCAGGGCCCGUAGCAAUGCUUUCGUACAGCUCAUCGAGGUCAUCGUGCAGAUCAAGGAAUACAUCGAGAAGUAUGAGAAUUACGGGGCCAUUAAGAAAUUCAUGAAGAGUAGCGAUGCCCAGGAGAACUUCGAACUCUUCCACGAGCGGCUCAACGACAUCAUUCCCAUGAUCACCCUGCAGGACAUCAACAUGCUGGACAGGACUCAUACCUACAUAUGCCCACAGAAUAUCAUGGACGCCACGAAGGACUUCCGUGAGGACCUCACACGGCUUAUACUGAACGCUGUGCUCACAGAGACGGGCAGGGCCAGCGAAUCCCAGCAGGAAGAAAUGAAAAAAACAAUCAGCACCAUCUUAAACAUUGCCAAGGAUCUCGGGAAGUCUAGACACCCUGUGGAAGAGCUCCGGGAGAUAAAGCUGGAUGAGAUUGUGAACCGGAAAAAAGACAUCACCACCAUCAAGUACUCCAUGUACAAGGGCGAGUUUUGCCAGUUCCCCGUUUGGAUCAAGCAUUUUAAAUCUGACAUGAGUUCAUAUGCAGCGGGGUCCAAGAAUGUCAUGUUGGAUGAAGCUAAGAAGAUGCGGGAACUUGACUCUGAGAAUAUUAUCAGGCUCUAUGGGAUUAUCGUGGACCCUUCGGCGAAUUUCUUUGCUAUCGUGAUGGAGUACUGCAGCCGUGGGACCCUCCGUGAGCUGCUGCAGUCUGCGGAGCCUCUCAGCUGGCGCAGCAAGGUUCACAUGGCCAUGGAGGGGGCACGUGCCCUCUGCCGAAUGCACAGCAUGAAGAGCCCAGUGUGCUACCGCAACGUGUGCACGGAUAAGUUCCUGGUCAAUGAGCACUACACCAUCAAGCUCUCCGAUCUUGGCUUUGCCAGGACCUGCACGUCCAUCUGCCGCAGCAGCACUAACCGGAACUCUUCAGAGUCAAUGGCAUUCAUCGCUCCUGAAAGACAGAACGACCUCAACUACAAACCCAUUCCCAGCUGCGACAUCUACAGCUAUGGUGUUGUGAUGUGGGAAAUUGCUGCACGCAAGAUUCCUUUCGAAGGGAAAGACAUGAAGGCAAUUCGGAGCAUGGUGAUGAAUGGCAAGAGUGAGCCACUGCCGGAGGACUGCCCCGAGGCCUUGAAAACUCUGAUCGACCAAGCGCGCGAGUGUGAUGUUCCUUUGAGGCCAGGCGCUGCAGAGCUGGUGAGAAAACUUCUUGAUCUUCACGAGGACCUGGACCUUUGAGGAUGUCAAGAGCAAUACAUUUGCUGUGGACAUACACUGAUGCACACAAGAAUAAUUAUGUAUUUACACAAAAACUAUCCCAUACACUCACGUCAAGGUGGAAUUUCCACCUAUACAAAUGCCCAGGUAUGCAAAUCACCUGACCAUAACGUAUGCACUAAAUAAACACAAUGUAUUAUUCUACAGGUCCAAAGCCAAAUUUGGAAUUGUUGAAUUAUUAUUGUAUAGCCAUAAAAUAUGACUGUGCCAGUGUAAUAGUUGAAUACGUUUAUCCUUUGUGCAAAAGAAAAUUUCUCAAUGAGUUAAAAACAUUACAUUUUUUCAAAAUCUCGUGACUGUUGAUUGUAAUUACUCAUUGAUUUUAUUUUAGUGUAGUGGGAUCCUGUAAACUUGUUUCUAUCGAAAACUAUGCUAAAAAAACAUGGUGGUAUUGAAACUAAACAAAAUAAAUGUGGCAACCUUCCCAUUGAGGUACCAAUAGGUCAAAAUGUCUCGUGUUUUUGGGCUUGCUGCAAGUUUUAGCACGGUUGGCUAUGUACGGUGCAAAAGAAGGUGUACAUAAAUAUUUGGCAUGAUGCCCGAUGUUUAGUUCCACGUUCUGGGAGAAGUUCAAUUCCUAGGAGAAGCUCUUAGUAUGUGAAACGAAAGUGUGUAUACAAGUGCAAAAAGCCUACGCAAUAUGUGAAAUGUCGGAUCACCUGCUGGAUGAGAGCUUCCCCACGCUGAGUGGAUUGUUCGAUCCGACUUAAGCCGCACCAACCAUCCACCCAGGUUCAAGGUGGAAAGCGUAGUUGUGGGCGGGUAGACGCAUCGUACAACAAUGUAUAUUGCUGCACUCCCUUGUGCUAACAACGGUGAACUGUGAAUGGCAGUUGCAUAGGGUUAAUUCCACUUCGCUUCCAAGAUCUGACAUGAAUAAAUAGGUGGCCAUUCGGGGUGAUUUUGACACGCUCAUAAGCUUAACAUGUCUCGUAAAAAUAGAAAAAUCCAAUAUUUAAGUGAACCUGAGUGCAUUCUCUGGUGUUACAAAUUGGUGUUCGAGAGUUUGUAUUUGUAGCAUUGUUAUGUCUUUACUGCAUGAUAACAAUUGUUUCAGCUGGGUGCAUGUUUCAAAUCAUUUUAUGCCAUAAAAUAUUCGAGAUUUUACAAAA
Molecule: messenger RNA, 3002 nt
Organism: Petromyzon marinus (sea lamprey)
Lineage: Eukaryota; Metazoa; Chordata; Hyperoartia; Petromyzontiformes; Petromyzontidae
Gene: MLKL
Product: mixed lineage kinase domain like pseudokinase
Biological process (GO): cell surface receptor signaling pathway; necroptotic signaling pathway; protein phosphorylation
Molecular function (GO): protein kinase activity; ATP binding
Source: RefSeq, a predicted model, not a curated record